Messenger RNA from Pelobates fuscus (common spadefoot toad), 2194 nucleotides. RefSeq names its product major facilitator superfamily domain containing 11 (gene MFSD11). The record is from RefSeq and is a predicted model, not a curated record. Bases 256 to 1614 code for a protein of 452 amino acids. Lineage: Eukaryota; Metazoa; Chordata; Amphibia; Anura; Pelobatidae. The transcript is spliced from 14 exons.
UACAACGUAUUUUGUCUUGUUUACUUUGAUUUUAUUGGAACAGAAAUCAUUUCAUGUCCAAAAAGCAUUGAACCGGGAAGUACAUGUGACUAGAGCACCUCCCUUCCGCAGAACAUGAUGUGGCCAACACGCGGUGGUUUAUGGGAGACGUAGUUGACCACUGUAGUUCCUGUGCACAUGGUGAUGGUCAGACGUUCUAAGGCUAAAAGUCAAGGAAAUUCUACUUCUCCGUUGAAAACCUAUUAACAGUCAGCCAUGACUCCUGAACGCACAAAACUGUUUAACAUCCUCAUACUGGGGUUUGCUUUCAUGCUUAUGUUUACUGCCUUCCAGACCUGCGGAAAUGUUGCCCAAACCGUCAUUUCAAGUCUAAAUAGCACUGAAUUCAAUGGAAGUGGCUAUACAAGCUUGGCCAUUAUAUAUGGUGUAUUUUCAGCCUCCAACCUAAUAGCUCCAUCUGUGGUAGCUAUUAUUGGUUCUCAACUUUCCAUGUUCCUGAGUGGCUUGAUUUACAGUGCCUACAUCGCUAUGUUUAUCCAGCCCUUCACCUGGUCGUUUUAUACAUUAUCUGUUAUUAUUGGAAUUGCUGCUGCUGUACUAUGGACUGCUCAAGGAGCCUGCCUAACUGUGAAUUCUAAUGAAGAAACCAUUGGUAGAAACAGUGGUAUAUUCUGGGCACUCUUGCAGUUCAGUAUGCUGUUUGGAAACCUCUACAUUUAUGUGGCCUGGAAAGGGGAGGUUGUCAUAUCUGAAACGGAUCGAAGAUCGGUAUUCAUAGCGCUAACAGUGAUCAGCUUGGUGGGGACCGUACUUUUCUUUCUCAUUAGGACACCAAGUUCCUCCAGGUCUCAAUCCCAGGAGGAUGAUGGAGGUUCUGACAGUGGUCUCAGUGCAGAGGGAAACAUGUCUUCACAAAGCAACACAUCUAGAGCCCUGCAUGCCUUCACCAGAUCUAUGAAGUUGUCUGUAACAAAGGAGAUGCUGUUACUGAGCGUAUCAAUGGCUUAUACAGGUUUGGAACUUACAUUUUACUCUGGUGUCUAUGGAACCUGCAUCGGAGCCAUCAACUCAUUUGGAAGUGAAGCCAAAAGCUUAAUAGGAUUGUCAGGGAUAUCUGUUGGCCUUGGGGAAGUGUUAGGUGGUGGCGUUUUUGGGUUGCUCAGCAGGAACAGUCGUUUUGGACGGAAUCCAGUCUUCCUUCUUGGACUUGUUGUUCAUUUUCUGGCUUUCUACCUAAUAUUCCUAAACAUUCCCAAUGAUGCCCCAAUUGCUUCCAGAGAAGGGACACCUAGCCGUGCAUUUGUAGAUCCCAGCCAGUUCCUGGCCCUGUUCAGCAGUUUUCUCUUGGGCCUAGGUGAUAGCUGUUUUAAUACGCAGCUUCUAAGUAUUCUGGGGUCUCUGUAUGCCGAGGACAGCGCACCUGCAUUCGCAAUCUUUAAGUUCGUUCAGUCCAUUAGUGCAGCCAUUGCCUUCUUUUAUAGUAACUACCUUCUACUACAGUGGCAGCUGCUUAUUAUGGUCGUAUUUGGUUUCUUUGGUACCAUCUCUUUUUUCUUUGUGGAAUGGGGAGCAGUCAGCCUGGGUCCUCAAGAGACUCGCUAUGGAAGUAUAUAAAAACAAAAAAACAUAUCCUUGUAACUGAAGCUGUUGACCAGGAACCGAAUAAUGGCUUUACUGCUGGGCAGAAAAAGAUUUGGUGAAGAUUGAGUUCACCCAGUCAACAAGGGAAUAAUCAGAAAAGCUGCAUUCAUUUUAUUAUGGGGACCCUUCAAACAUGAUAUGAAAUCAGGAUGAGACUUUACAAGCCUGUAGUCUAAAUGGCUCUUCAUGCAGAAGCAUGACAAUGAAGAGUGUGCAUUCUGCAGUAGCUACAAAAUCUGAAACCUGUGACCUACCUUCACUGGAACUCUAAUUGGUUAUUUAUACUGUGAAGAGGAGUAUGAACACUAUUCAGACUAGAGGACCUGUAUGUUGGGAGUAUGGGAUUAACCUACACUGCUCUAUGUACAGUAUAAACACCACUGAGGUGAAAUUUGUACAAGGACACUCUGUAUGCCUUUAUGUCAAUAAUUGAAAGCAAUUGCACAUCAAAAUGUAUAACAGAAUCAACUGGAAUUAAGUUUGACAUGACCUAGUGAAAGGAAACAAUCAUGUCACACUCAAAAAAAAUAAUCGUAAAGUUGGAGGUUAGACA